CCUUUUGAGUUAUGUUAAGUGCAUCUUUUUUUCUGAGAUCAUUAUCAAGUAAUCAAUCGAAUCUCCAUUGAAAUUCAAUUCAAUAAAAUCAAAAGCGUAAAUAAAAAAGAAGAAAGACGAAGAUGCAAGGAGGAGUCGAAGAGCUCAAUGUAGAAGAACUCGCUUCAAAUCUCUCUACUUACAAAGAACAGCUUCAGCAGGUUCGAAAACUUUUGGAUGAUGACCCUGGAAACUCUGAAUAUGCAGACAUGGAAAAGGAGCUUGGAGAGGUGAUUGCUUUGACAGAAGAACUUCUGGCAACUGCAAAACAAAAUGAUAAUUCCGGACUGGAUAUUCAAACAAGUUCUGAUGCAUCUCACAGUUUGCGCCAUUCUGCUGGUACCUCUCCAUAUAACAGGGACUCACGAACCAUAUCUGAUCACUUUGACAAGUUUCCUGUUGGCACUAAAGUUCAAGCUGUUUGGAGUGAAGAUGGAGAGUGGUAUGACGCGACAAUUGAGGCGCUUACUCCAAAUGGGUACUAUGUACGCUAUGAUGGAUGGGGUAAUAAUGAGGAGGUGGAUCCUGCUAACAUUAGGCCAGUUGAAGAAGGGGCUGUAAAUUCUCUGUUGGAAGCUGAAAGGGAAGCUGAGGCCACAAAACAAGCUCUUAAACGGAAGGUUGCUCAAGCUGCUGCUACUGACUUCCAGUCACGGAGUUUACCAGCAAAGCUUCGUAUUGAGCCUGACGACCCUGAAGAUGUGAAAGUUGCUAAGCGUAAGAAGAUACAUUUGUAUAAGUCAAAGAUGCGGAUAGAGCAACUUGAGGUUACACAGAAUAAGAGGCAGAAUGAUUGGCAGCAAUUCCAGACAACUAAAGGCCGGGCCAAGAAGAUUGGUUUCUUCUCAGGGCGCAAGCGAGAGAGCAUCUUCAAAUCCCCAGAUGAUCCAUUUGGAAAGGUAGGCGUGACUGGAAGUGGAAAGGGUUUGACAGAUUUUCAGAAGAGGGAAAAACACUUGCAUCUCAAGGGAGCAAACGCUGAGUCUAUUGAUGAUUAAAUGAUUUUGUUGCUAUUUUUUGUCAGUUCGUAUAUUCUGCAUUUUUGGCCUCACUUGUGGCCAACCGGUUUCAAAUGGAGUUCAGCACUCGCACAUAAUUCAUGGUACAAGGUUAUGGCUUUUCCUUCUUCAGCCAAGUUAUUCGGAUGUCAGAUUGUAGAUCUCUUGUUGGUACUUUCUGCGGAGGCAAAUAAUUCUUUCUUCUGCUCUGUAUGUUAGUUCAGUGAGAUAAUAAUCACAUUUUCUUCCGAUUUAGUCAUGCUGUUGAGGAGGUGCUGAAAAGAAAGGAGGGCGUAUUAUUGUAGCAUCAUGAUCCUUUGUACAUACUAAGCUACUUCUUGCUGUAAGGUGAAAAAUACCCUCCUAUGGUUUUUUUUUCCUCUCUUUUUUGGGGAUAAUGGUGAAUGUUUUGUAGCAUGUGUACUUUAGGUUCAUUUUCAACUUGAACUUUGGAUUCGUAUAAUCAUUUCCAAAUUAUGCGUGUUGGGU
Ilex paraguariensis (yerba mate) is the source of this 1526-nucleotide messenger RNA. NCBI's taxonomy places the organism in Eukaryota, Viridiplantae, Streptophyta, Magnoliopsida, Aquifoliales, Aquifoliaceae. The record is from the annotation of a GenBank genome assembly.